UAGGAGUCAAGUUAAUGAAAGUUGAAGUUGAAAAAUUAAUGGAAUAUAUAUAAAAUAAACUGAAGAAAAAUUUUAAAAAAAAUUUAAUAUGAACGUGACUAAAGAAUGGUUAUGUCACAAAGUCGACUUUGUGAAUUUUGUUAAUAUGUUGAUUUGAGGUAUCGACUUAGUAAGAUACCUCAAGUCGCCAUGGCCAGCCUAAUAAGAACCGCUAUUGUGAAGGUGAUCACCCCCGGCCAGGGGGUUAAGAUCGCUGGUUGUGUCUUCGUCCAGAACCGAAACAUCUCUGGUAAAACCCUACGAGAGUCCAUGGGACCGCAGCCCCCCAAGCCAGCGCCUUUCGACUAUGUCAACAAAGAUUAUUCAUGGUUACGCAGUUUGUUCGACCGUACCACGCACAGGUUCGAUGAUAACACUAAGGUAGUUGUGGUUGAAGGCCCCAUAGCCUCCGGCAAAACCCAGUUCGCGGCCGCCCUCGCCGAGGACCUUGGUAUGAAGCAUUUCCCUGAAGCUACCAUGGAUGUACAUUACAUCAGGCCAAACGGCUGCGAUCUAAGGAUGUUCGACAAUCAAAUCCCUGAAGAUACGCGAACGUUCGACCACGUAAACUUCAACCUUACCCCAGACCACCGCUUGGCAGCCAAUUUCCAGAUUAUGAUGUAUACUGCUCGUUACAGCCAAUAUAUUGAUGCACUGGUGCAUUUACUGAACACUGGACAGGGUGUAGUUUUGGAGAGGUCUCCAUACUCCGACUUUGUGUUUCUGGAGGCGAUGUAUGCUUGCAACUACAUUAGCAAGGGGGCCAGAUCGGUAUAUUAUGAACUCAGGGGUAACACCAUUGAGGAACUCAUGCGCCCCCACCUUGUAGUCUAUCUUGAUGUGCCAGUUGACAAGGUCCAAGAAUCGAUCAAGCGCCGGGCUCUGAAGCAUGAGGUGACUGGAAAAGCACUCAGUCCCAAAUUCCUAACAGAGGUGGAGAGGCAGUACAAGACCAAGUAUCUGAGGGAUAUCGCCACGCACGCCGAGCUCCUCGUCUACGACUGGACUGGUGGUGGUGAAGUUGAAGUGGUCGUCGAAGACAUCGAGCGUCUGAACUUCGACCAGUACACCGAGCGCGAGGAGCCCAAGAUGAAGGAUUGGCGCCUCCCCCGCGAGAUAGACUGGGCCGACCAGCGCAUGCUGUACACCAACAACAAGUUCUUCCUCAUGAACCUGUUCGGCAUCCCGGUGCUUGAUGUGCCAGAAUUGAUUACUAGCGCUGAGGACGCGUAUGAGAGGGAAAAGGUUAUUAGUGCUCACCCAGCCUUCCACUACUUAGAAGGUUACUCCAAGGAUGAUUCGGGCCUGCUCACCAAGAACAAGUUGCCCAAAUACACAGAGUAUAUAUAGAUGUGAAUGAUGGAAGUAGUGUGGUUAAUUUAAAUAAAUUGUAAAUGUUGA
Manduca sexta (tobacco hornworm) is the source of this 1440-nucleotide messenger RNA. It is a transcript of the gene ND-42, whose product is annotated as NADH dehydrogenase [ubiquinone] 1 alpha subcomplex subunit 10, mitochondrial. The record is from RefSeq and is a predicted model, not a curated record. Gene Ontology annotation, cellular component: cytoplasm. Bases 190 to 1389 code for a protein of 399 amino acids. Gene Ontology annotation, biological process: mitochondrial electron transport, NADH to ubiquinone. Lineage: Eukaryota; Metazoa; Arthropoda; Insecta; Lepidoptera; Sphingidae. The transcript has 5 exons.